GUCCGCUGAAAGUCCAGUUUUAAAGAAACACCUCUCUACACCAUUUGUUUGCUUUAACACAUCUACGAAUCCAAGCAUCAUGAGUUCGGGUAUCUGCCUCAUUUUUUUGGUCUCAUAUUUCUUAGCAGAGGCCUAAAGAGUCCUCAUGAUUGGGACAAAAUGCAAUGACAAAUUAUCCAUAAUUCUUUUCAUGUCUCUUUGACCUUAAAAGAUGACACUGUCCUAAAGAAUGUUCCCAGGAAGUGUCACACGGAAUCACCUGUGAAUAAUGAGCAAUUUAUCAUAUUCUAGUUGCUAGUAGAUAAUGGGGAAAAAAAUCCCCUCUCCAUUGGGAGCUGCUUUUUACCGGAGUAUCUUUGCACAGCUCUUAGAAACAGCACUCCAAGAAGAAAAAUAAGAAUAAUCUCCCUUGCUUAUUCAGUUCUUUAUCUGAUUCAGCAUUCUGGUAACCUAGAGACUGAAGUAAACAAAAGUACCUCUGAGACAGCCAACACUAGGAGACCCGUAGAACUGAUGGCUCCCCAUCCGAUGCUGCCAGUGACACACGAAAAAAAGCAAAGUAUACAUCCUAUACUGACAAGAGGCUUCUGAGUAGUGUAAGUCUAUACCCUCUCUCAUUCUUCAUUUGUAGCCAUAGGUAAGAUUUCCGCCACCCAGAAUGUCAACUGAGAAUUCCACAGAUCUAGUUCAGUAUGUUCCCAAGGAUCAGCCUUUUCUUCCUGCCAUUCCAGGGAAUCCAAGGUGUCCCAUAGAAGAACGACUAGCUAGCCAGGAGAGAACCAUGGCUGUUCUUCUUGAACAGGCCUUCCACAUCAAGGAAGAGAUCUCAUCUUGUCUUCAAGGGAGCCACGGAUUCCAAAAGGAGGAGUCAAUGGCUCGGCAGCUGCUGGAAAACCACAUCCAGACCAUCACCAGCAUUGUCAAAAAGCUCAACCAAAACAUCCAGAUUCUAGAAGAACAAAUAAGGGCCCGGGACAACGCAGCAGCCCAAAGUAAUUUCGUUUCCCAGAGUUUUAACCAGAAUCAGCUUCAUGGAAUGGGAGAUCUCCGUGGAAGAGUGGCUAGAUGUGAUGCAAGCCUUGCAAAGCUCUCUGGAGACAUUAAUGUCAUCAGGCACGAGUACCAGAAAGUUGAGAAAGACAUUCAAGGACUCAAGUCUAUUCUGCAAGCUUUUUCCAAGACUGUGGAUGUGAAGGUAAUGCAGCUAUUAGGAAGGAUAGACUCUUACUGCGUGGAGCAAACCUCAAAUUUAAAGGCAGUCCAGGGGGAUAAUAACCAUGAAUUGAGUCUUCUGAAUUUCAAAUUAAAUGCACUUAAAAAUGAGCUCCGUGAGCAAGUUGAGAACCAACAGAAGUGGACAGAAAAUCAGCUUAUGAAAUCUGAAAAAGAACAGCUCCUGCAUAUAAAUCAAUUUCUCAACACUAUAAAGGAGAAAAUGGAAGAAACGAAAAACAAAUUGGAAGGAAAAGUGCAUGAACUACUAGUGAAAUCAGAAGAGCUACUAAACCCGCAGAGAUUUGAAAAAGAACUGAACAAAGUGAAGGUUGCAGAAAACAAGUUGUACAAAAGGAUGAAUCAAGUGGAAAGACAGAUAUGGGAAGAGCUAAACAAAAUCGAAAAUGAAUACCAAUCAGGAUUUCAAUCGAUUCGUGAGUCUCUUGAAUCCCUCCAACAAAUACAGACGACAAAGAUCCAGUUAGAGAAAUAUAAGUUCCAGAAAGACAUAAACAAGUUGCAUCGCAAGAUAGUGGAACUUCAAGAAAUGUAAACCCCGCAUUCAUCGUCUUCUUUGUCCUCUCCUAUCCAUGGUGCUUAUUGGUUUGCUGAAGAGCUGCAGCCAGGAAUGCAAUAUCUGAAUCCUGCUGCUUACAUUUCUAUUUCGACCUACACUUUUAAAAAGCUAUAAAAGCCAAUAAAGCAAGAUGGAAAGAAG
Molecule: messenger RNA, 1933 nt
Organism: Trichosurus vulpecula (common brushtail)
Lineage: Eukaryota; Metazoa; Chordata; Mammalia; Diprotodontia; Phalangeridae
Gene: FAM81B
Product: family with sequence similarity 81 member B
Exons: 10
Coding region: 659-1768 (369 amino acids)
Source: RefSeq, a predicted model, not a curated record